Molecule: messenger RNA, 7867 nt
Organism: Stegostoma tigrinum
Lineage: Eukaryota; Metazoa; Chordata; Chondrichthyes; Orectolobiformes; Stegostomatidae
Gene: plxnd1
Product: plexin D1
Exons: 36
Coding region: 36-5711 (1891 amino acids)
Biological process (GO): regulation of GTPase activity; positive regulation of axonogenesis; negative regulation of cell adhesion
Cellular component (GO): semaphorin receptor complex
Molecular function (GO): semaphorin receptor activity; protein binding
Source: RefSeq, a predicted model, not a curated record
GAGUGAGGGGUGUCCCGGGGUGCGGACUGGGAGUGAUGGGCCUGGUUGGGAUCAGUCUCGGGUUCCUUGUUGGGAUCCUCCCUGCUGUGCUGGCCAUGAAGCUGGAGGAUACCUUUCGGAGCACUACACCCACCAACAACCUGCUAGUGGUGGGGGGUCCACAGCAAGGCCAGGGCCUGGACCCCCAGCCCCAGGUGUACGUGGGGGCUGUCAAUGCAGUGUACCAGCUGGGUCCAGGCCUGAUGCUGGAGGCCUGGGUGAAGACGGGGCCUGUGAAGGACAGCGCUUUGUGCCAUGCCUCACAGCUGCCUCAGAACAACUGCGAGCACCCCCGCAGAUGGACAGACAACUACAACAAGCUGCUGGAGGCUGACCAUGCCCAGGGCCUGCUGGUGGUCUGUGGAUCCGUUCACCAGGGCUUCUGCCAGCUCCGGGCCCUGGCUAACAUCAGUUGCUUAGCGGUGCAGUUCCCACCGGCAGCUGGCACGGACCUGGUCUUCCCCAGCAUGCUGUACGUGGCCGCCAACCACCCUGAGGCCUCCACUGUGGGACUGGUGCUCCGAGGCCCAGGGACGGGGUCAGACCCUGGGAGUCGAUUACUGGUGGCCACCACCUACACGGGCCUGGGCACCCGCUACUUCCCGACCAACAACAGCCGCGAGGACCUGAGGUUUGAGAACACACCUGAGAUCGCCAUCCGUGCCCUGGAUACGGGCCGUCUCUCACGCCUCUUCACCUAUGACAUCAACCCAUCUGAAGACAAUGUCUUUAAGAUCAAGUUCGAGGCUAAGGCCAGGAACCGGCUGAGUUUUGUCAGGGCCUUUGGCCAUGGGGCCUACACCUACCUUGCCCUCAACAAUGACGCCAAUUCGGGCAGCAAGGGCGGGCGCCCCCGUAGCCUGCUGGCCCGCAUCUGCGCCGGGGCCCAGGGCCCUAGAGGUACCGAAAGCCGCAAACUGACUGAGUCGUACAUCCAGCUGGGCCUGCAGUGCAGUUCGGGCCUUAGGCUUUACAGCCGCCUGGUGUCGGUGUGGGCCGGGCCUGCCCAGAACCUGUAUGGCCUGUUUGAGAGGCCCGAAUCCGGGAGGGGGGACACAGCCCUCUGCCUGUUCAGCUUCCCGGACAUCGAGCAGCGGAUCCGCGGGGCCAGGAGAAAGUGCUUCGAGGAGGAUCACAGCCAGGAGGUGACAGUGCUGGACAGUGUGAUCCAGGGGAGCGGACCAGCCUGUGUUCGCCGCAACAUCACGCUGCAGAAUGAACAGUUGGACUGUGGAGCCGCUCACCUCCAGCAUCCGUUGUCCAUAACAAAGCCUCUGACAGCCCAGCCCAUCUAUGCAGACAGGGGCCUUACCUCGGUGGCAGUGUCCAGUGUGAAUAACCACACUGUGGUGUUCCUGGGCACGGUCAGCGGACAACUUCUGAAGCUCAGUCUGUGCAGUGACCAGUCAAUCGGGAAGAGAGAAGUGCUGCAUGUGGCACCAGGCGAGGCUGUGCAUCACAUCAUGCACUUUGACCCCGCGGAUCAGAGCUACCUCUACGUCAUGACUACAUACCAGGUUAGUCGGGUGAAGGUUGCCACAUGUGGCCAGUACCGGACCUGCCAGGAGUGCCUCGCAGCAGACGAUGCCCACUGUGGAUGGUGUACCCUGGAGAGCAGGUGUUCCCUGCAGCAGGACUGUGUCAAUUCCACCGAGCCAUUGUUCUGGACCAGCCUGAGCUCCGGCGUGCAGCAGUGCCCCAGCAUGAAUAUUGUACCGUCAGAGAUCGAUGCCGCGAGUGCGGCCCAGCAGAACAUUGGAAUCACCAUCCAUGGGAAUGUGCCCCAGCUGAUCGGAAGAGACGUCUAUUGUGUUUAUGGGGAUGAGGAGAAGACCCCAGUCACUGUCUAUGAAAAUAACUCCAGUCAAUCCCAAUUAGUUCACUGCCCUUUCCUAAAGAAGGAUAAAUACUCCACAUUCCUGGUGGACAAAGAUCAUGCUCUGUUGACGGUCGCGAUUGAGGUGUUGAAUCAACCGAUCAUGUGGGGAAAUGUAACCAUCUACAAUUGUGAGAAAACAGGACAGGUUUACCCCAAAACAGCGUGCAGAAGCUGUCUCCAGACCAAAUGGGCCUGUUCCUGGUGUGUGACUGAGCACCGGUGUGUGUCAGACAGAGUGCAUUGUAAUGGGGUGUCACUGGGUACACUACACCAGAACUUCAACCAGUGCCCACAGGCCAUACCAACAUACAUUGCCCCAGUACCAACAGGGUCUACACGGGACAUUAUGGUCUCCCUGGUCAACAGUCAAUUGCUUGAGGGUACCCGCCUACACUGUGAGAUUAGUCAUCGGCAAUACCAAGCACAUUGGCUCAACAGCUCCCGGGUACUCUGUGAGGAUGUCAUGCUGUCGACGACGAACAGGAGCCACUUAUUUCCAGUGCAGCUGAGGCUGAGCGGGGACCAUAGGUUUAUCGACAAUCCAAGCACCGUCUCAGUGGAGGUUUAUAACUGUGAGAUUGGGAGAUCUGACUGUUCUGCUUGUUGGGGCCGAGUAGACCGCGGUCAUCACUGUGUCUGGUGUGCGAGCACAAGGAGCUGUAAACUACAGACUGAGUGUAAACAAAUCGAGACGACCUGCUCUGCUCCGAAGAUUCAGCAGAUAGAGCCACUGACUGGUCCUGUAGCUGGAGGGACCCUCCUCACAAUACAAGGCCAGAACCUGGGCCGUAGGUUCAGUGACAUUGCCAAGGGCGUGCGCAUUGGUGAAGUGGCAUGUAUCCCCAUACAGGACAGCUACAUCGUCUCUGAGCAGAUUGUGUGCAACACAAAUGGAGCUAAUCAAGAGUUUACAGAUUCCGUGACAGUAAAGGUCCAGAAGGAAGGCCACUCCAGCCAGAAAUUCUCUUUCCUGUUUCCAGAGAUUGACACACUUUAUCCAGAUCAAGGACCCAAAGCUGGGGGCACCACGAUUACCAUCAAUGGCAUCAACUUACACAUCGGUUCUGUCCUGAGGGUCCUUGUCAAUGGCUCAAAGGAUUGUACAAGUUUAAAACGGACAGGCAGGUCAAUUGUCUGUGUGAUGCCACCAUUGUCCAAUGCUGAGACUGCUGUUCCAAUAUGCGUGCAGUUUGAGAAGAAACAUUGCAUCAAGAAGAACCUGACCUUCUGGUACAGGGAAAACCCAUUGAUUGAAAGCAUUAGCCCCAACACCAGCUACGUCAGUGGUGGAAGGCGAAUUACAGUCACUGGACAGAGGUUCCACUUAGCUCAAACCAUCCACAUGGUUAUCGAAGACGGUGGAAAAGUACAGUCAGUCUGUGCCAUCGAGAGUGACUCCAUGCUAACAUGUCCAUCACCUCCCUACUCAGUUUCCACGGUGAAUGUUCACUUUGACAUUAAUGGGAUUCGCUACAAAAAAGCAAGUCUGACGCGUGCCAGUGCAGCCUUUAGAUUGCACUAUUACAAUGACCCCCAUUUCUACCGCAAAGAGAAACUGAUUAAACACCAUAAGGGAGAGCCACUCACCCUGGUGAUUGAGAAAGUACAAGAUAACUUGAACCUGGCACCAGAAGAGUAUAAAGUGAUGAUUGGCUCCUUCCCCUGUGAUCUCUAUGUUGUGAAGGGAAAGAUUCACUGUUCGGUGAAUGUCUCUCUGGAGUCCGAUGAGAGACAGUUACCAGUGUCGGUACACGUGGGGAAAUACAACGAGACCAUUGCAAUGGUUCAGUUGAGUGAGAGCGACUUUUCUAUCAUCAUGUCCAUUGUGGUGUGUGUUGUGUUGCUGCUGGCCUGUGCCAUUGCUCUGGUCGUUUUUUGCACAAAGAGCAGACGUGCGGAGCGAUAUCGGCAGAAGACUCUGCUCCAGAUGGAGGAGAUGGAGGCUCAGAUCAGGGAGGAGAUCCGGAAAGGUUUUGCCGAGUUACAGACCGACAUGACGGACCUGACGAAGGAGUUAAACCGUAGCCAGGGAAUCCCGUUCCUGGAGUACAAAUACUUUGUCAUCCGUACAUUCUUCCCAAAGUGCUCCAUAGAUACUGAAAGCCAGAGCUCAGAGCGUUUCCACCAGCUGACCUCUCAGUCCCGCAUUGCAGCCAUUUCUCCGAGCCCUCCAGAGAGCCACCCACUGCUACAGCCUGAUUGGAAGGUUCCUGAAAACUGUCGCCAGAACAUGGAGGAAGGGAUCAGCCUCUUCUCACUGCUCCUCAACAACAAACAUUUCCUUAUUACCUUUGUCCAUGCUCUUGAACAGCAGAAGGAUUUUGCAGUACGGGACAGGUGUAAUUUGGCUUCUUUACUGACCAUCGCACUGCACGGGAAGCUGGAAUACUACACCAGCAUCAUGAAGGAGCUGCUCGUCGACCUCAUCGAUGCGUCAGCCUCCAAGAACCCCAAGCUAAUGUUACGGCGGACGGAGUCGGUGGUGGAGAAGAUGCUCACCAACUGGAUGUCCAUCUGUAUGUACAGCUUCCUCAAGGACACUGUGGGAGAGCCUUUCUUCUUAUUACUGUGUGCCAUGAAGCAGCAAAUAAACAAAGGCUCAGUGGAUGCCAUUACAGGAAAAGCUCGAUACACCCUGAAUGAAGAGUGGCUCCUCAGGGAGAAUAUUGAAGCGAGACCGAUGAACCUCAAUGUGUCUUUCCAAGGCUGUGGAAUGGACUCCAUCACAGUCCGUGUCAUGGACAGUGACUCCAUCAGCCAAAUCAAGGAGAAGAUUCUGGAAGGAUUUUACAAAAAUGUGCCUUUCUCUCAGUGGCCCAGAGUAGAAGAUGUGGAUCUGGAGUGGUUUGCAUCAAGUAGUGACAGCAGGAUCCUGCGGGACCUAGACAACACGUCUGUGAUGGAGGACGGCCGAAAGAAGCUCAACACCCUGGCUCAUUGCAAGGUCCCUGAUGGAGCAUCAUUGGCCAUGAGCUUGAAGGACAAGUGGGAUGGUACACUCGGACGAGUAAAGGACUUGGACACUGAAAAAUACUUCCAUUUGGUCCUUCCAAAUGAUGAACUCGUUGAAACAAAGAAAUCUCACAAGCACAGUCACCGCAAGAAAGUUUUACCAGAGAUUUACCUGACCAGGCUGCUCUCCACCAAGGGCACGCUGCAGAAGUUCCUGGACGAUUUGUUCCGAGCUGUGCUCAGUAUCCAAGCAGUGAAACCUCCAUUUGCAGUGAAAUAUUUUUUUGAUUUUCUGGAGGAGCAGGCUGAGAAACGAGGCAUCACUGAUCCGGACACCCUGCACAUCUGGAAAACCAACAGCUUGCCGCUGCGUUUUUGGGUGAAUAUCCUGAAGAACCCGCAAUUUGUUUUCGACGUGGAAAAGACUGACCAUAUGGAUGCCUGCCUGUCUGUCAUAGCCCAGGCAUUCAUUGACGCCUGCUCCAUUUCUGACCUGCAGCUGGGCAAGGAUUCACCAACAAAUAAACUCUUAUAUGCAAAGGAAAUCCCAGAGUACAAGAAAGCUGUGCAGAGAUAUUACAGAGAGAUCCAGGAAAUGAUCACAUUGAGUGAACAGGAGAUGAAUGCUCACCUGGCAGAGGAAUCUCGGAAAUACCAAAAUGAGUUCAACAAUAAUUUUGCCAUGGCUGAAAUCUACAAAUAUGCCAAGAGAUAUCGCUGCCAGGUGAUGCAUGCGUUGGAAUCAAACUCGCUGACCAGACGCAUGCAAUUCCAACACAAGUUUGAGCAAGUGAUUGCAUUAAUGGAGGACAAUAUUUAUGAAUGUUGUAGUGAAGCCUAGCUGAAGGAGGCUGACUGACUGAGUACAUUAUCCCCUACACCUCCUAACACUGACAACUUUUGAUAGACUGGCUCCCAUGCCAGCUAAUGCUGUUCGAUACCAUCCCACCCCACUGAUGUGAAACGAACUAUGUGGUAGACCUGGCAGUGACGAUGGGCAUGGAGGAUACUGGCCAGUGAACAGACCCUGACGGCCAGUGAUGUCAACAGAUAGUGCCACACAUUGCAGACGUCACCUCCGUGUCUGAUAGGUGGUCAACCAGUGCACCAAGGGAAUGGCAAGGAUAGGGUGUUCUUUGAAAAGUGUGAGGGUGUGGGGUGAUGUGAUGGUUGCUGUCUUCAGCCUGAGAGCAACUGCAUCAGGCAGGCCUCUGGGAGCACAGUCCAAUCCCAAUCGGAGGGCAGCAGCAACUGGCAGGUGCUGAGGUGGGGUGGGGUGUGUGCCAGUCCAUCAUUAGUGUGGAACCAGGAUAAAAAGGAGGGUAGAAACUGUACUCAGAGUGGGCGUCGAUAAUCUCAGGGUCCGAUCAAUUGGGAAUGGGGGAGUCAUCCUUUGACAGCCCCUUCCUUCUCAGGGAUUCACUCCAGAUCUUAGAGGGAGGGGGGGCUGCAUUACGAUAGGUUUUGGGGUGGGGGAUGGUGUUGGUAUUACUGUAUAGAUGAGGCAUUCUCAGUGUUGCACAGGGUCAGAUCAGUUUGAUGUGUUUCCCAAUUGAAGGCUGGGAACUUAGAUUCUAAUGUUAGACAUGUUUAGUUGCUUCCAAACUGUGUAUUGGGAGGUGGGUCGGGGUCGGGGUUGGGGGUGGGUCGGUGGUCUAUGUUUAAUUUUACUGAUGUGACUGAUUAAACCUAAUGUACCUAACUACUGACAACUUACUAACCAAAGUGGUUUAAUGUGUACUAAUGGGGCUGGUUUUCCAAGGAGUGGGGAGGGUCCCAUAAUGGGAACGGGAUUUCUGCGCUCCAAUAGGAUGGGAAACACAGGAGGCGGCCUCCCGGAUCAGGACUGCCCCUCAGCCUCAGACCCCUGUGUUCAUCCCAGGAUCAGACUAGGGCAGCAGGUGUGGGCGGUUCUGCAGCUAGUGUAAUGCAGACAUUUUGGGUUAGCUCAUCCCCAUUCCCACCAGCAGACAGGAAUGGUGUCUUCCCAACAUAAGACAACCAGGAAACCAAAUGGAAGGCCAUCACUUCAUUCAAGCCAUAGAGGUUCCUUGGAAAGCCAGAGGCUGAGGCCUUCAUAUUUUCCAGGACAAAGCAUAUCUUAAGAAUAUCAAACAGGAACCUGGCCUACUUGCUAGUAUGAGUGGGUCCAUUAUGCAGCUGGAGUGGCCAUCUCCCAAGUCAGGAAAGGCCUCUCUGUAAUAGUCAGGAUCCACUCCUGGAUCAAGGUGAAUUUAUCAGAUUGUAUAGGACCUCCAUUUGGAAAGAUAUGAAUGCCAGCAGAAUGAUUAAUGUUUUCCCUCAGGCAAUCUAGAACUGGGUGAGGACCUCCAUUUAAGAAUAAAGCGGGGGUCUUUCUUUUUAAGACUGAGAUGAGGAGGAAUUCCUUGUUGGAGAUUCAGGAAUCCUCUUCUACAGUGGAGGCUGGGUCAUUUCCAAUGUGUUAGACCAUUCUGAUGGACCAGGAUGUGGAGAACAGUUGGGGUGGGGUGGUGGUGGGGUGGACCACUGAAGCUCAAAUCAGAGCAAUUUGAUUGACCAUUGGAGCAGGCUUGAAGGGCUGAAUAGCCUCCUCCUAGCUCUUGUUUCUGAUGUGUUCCUGUAUGCACGUGCAUUUUAUUUAACCUUUUUGUUUGUGAAUCAACUGUUCAGAGAUUUUAUUGUACACCUCUGGAGAAGGUGGGACUUGAAGCUGGCUUCCCAGCAGAGGGAUAAGAACUCUACCAUAGUGCCAUUUUAUGCAACCAUUGUGCAGUUGUGCUAAGAUGCACUGAGCUGGGGUAAAUUGGCUUGGUGUAGAUAAUGGCUUUAAGCUUUUGUUUUGCAGUUCAAAGGGUGACCGAACUCUCACCACUGUUACGUGCCACUGAUUGGUGGAUAGAUGGCAUUGGAAAAAUGGGUCCUAAAAAUCAGUGGAACACCCUGCCAGGGAUAGUGUGGACAUCAUUUCAAUGCAUCAGACCAGCUUUGUAAGACUUUCUUGCUAAUAAAUUUCUU